Messenger RNA from Mitosporidium daphniae, 597 nucleotides. RefSeq names its product type IV NAD(P)H:quinone oxidoreductase. NCBI's taxonomy places the organism in Eukaryota, Fungi, Microsporidia. The coding region runs from base 1 to 597 and encodes 198 amino acids. The transcript has a single exon. Gene Ontology annotation, molecular function: NAD(P)H dehydrogenase (quinone) activity; FMN binding. The record is from RefSeq and is a predicted model, not a curated record.
AUGAAGACCGUAUAUGUGAUCAUCUAUUCGGCCUAUGGCCAUGUCGAAAAGAUGGCGCAAAGCAUCAUAAAGGGAUUGGAAAAAUCCAGCGUCAAGGUAAAGCUUUUUCAGGUUCAAGAAACACUUUCCCAGGAAGUGCUGGGAAAGAUGAACGUAAAAGCGAUGCCCCAUAUACCUGUGGUGACCGCAAAUGAUCUCCACGCAGCGGAUGGAUUUAUGUUUGGAUUUCCGACCAGAUUUGGGAUGGUUCCAGCACAGUUUAAAGCCCUUCUUGACAGCUGUGGAAAGCUGUGGCUAAAUGGCGGGCUUUCGCAAAAGUUUGUCGGAACAUUCGUGUCCACUGGGUCUUUGGGAUUUGGGCAAGAAGGGACCCACUUGUCGUUGAUGCCGUUUUUUGCGCACUUGGGAAUGAUAUAUGUCCCGUUGGGCUCAAAAUGUCCCCUAUUGCUUGACCUUUCUGCUGCACAUGGCGGAUCGCCCUACGGUGCAGGAACGCUUGCAAGCUCGAAUGGGUCUAGAACGCCAUCAGAACUAGAAUUGUCGAUUGCAGAAUUUCAGGGCCAAGAAUUCGGUACCCUGCUUAAUAGAAUGCAAUAA